Molecule: messenger RNA, 4008 nt
Organism: Epinephelus fuscoguttatus (brown-marbled grouper)
Lineage: Eukaryota; Metazoa; Chordata; Actinopteri; Perciformes; Serranidae
Gene: rp2
Product: RP2 activator of ARL3 GTPase
Exons: 5
Coding region: 136-1254 (372 amino acids)
Biological process (GO): post-Golgi vesicle-mediated transport
Cellular component (GO): cilium; periciliary membrane compartment
Molecular function (GO): GTPase activator activity
Source: RefSeq, a predicted model, not a curated record
AACAGGAAGCCAAAGAAAAAAAUUCUUGUCAACUCAAGUGCUCGUAAGCCCCUGAACCUCACAUUUCUUCGUGUUCUCCCAGCUACAUCACGGUUAGAAGAACUGGUCUUUCCUGGCCGCCAUUGAGAGACCAACAUGGGGUGCUUCUUCUCGAAGAAAUCCAAAAGGAAGUCGGCUGAAAAAGAUGAGCGUACACCGACAACAACGACUGUCGAAACUGCGACGACAGGCAACGCGGUUCCCCUUGGCAACAACACGGACGAGGCACCGAAGCAGUACAGCUGGGAUAAGAGAGAAAAGGUUGAUCCUAAAGACUACAUGCUGACGGGGCUCAAAGAUGUCACGGUGGGCCGUCUGCCUGGCAAACUGAACGGGCAACAGUUUGUCAUCCAAGAGUGUGAGAACUGCAAUAUCUACGUGUUCGACCACUCAGCGACAAUCACCAUCGAUGACUGUGUCAAUUGCCGCAUUUUUCUAGGACCUAUCAAGGGCAGCGUGUUUUUCAGAGACUGUAAAGACAUCAAGUGCGUGGUGGCCUGUCAGCAGUUCCGCACACGAGACUGUAAAAAGAUGGAUGUGUUCUUGUGCUGCGCCACUCAGCCCAUCAUCGAGUCGUCGACGGGUAUGAAGUUCGGCUGCUUUCAGUACUACUACCCCGAGCUGGCCUUCCACUUCAAGGACGCCGGGCUCAGCAUAUUCAACAACAACUGGAGCAACAUCCACGACUUCACGCCGGUGUCUGGGGAGAACAACUGGAGCUUGUUGCCAGAGGCUUCAGCGGUUCUUGAUUUUGUGCCGCUCCCAGACACCGAGUCUGAGUUCAAGUCAAUUCGAAUCUCCACUGACCCUGAGCGCAGCAUUGUGCCUUUGACUAAGGGAGGGAGGCGUAAGGACAGUGAAGAGUCCUGCCUCUUUGUUUUCUUCGCUGGAGAGUACACCACUGCAAACGCCCGCAAACUGAUCGAUGAGGCGACUGCUAAAGGUUUUGUGCUGAUUCAGACGAAGGAAGUCUCAAUGAAACCUGAAGAUGUGAAGAGGGUGUUUCAGAACAAUGCAGAGGAUCUCGUAGAGUGGAUCACCAAAGGUCCUGUCAUCGCCCUGGAGCUGAACGGUGAUGGCGUCGUGGAGGCCUGCAAGAACAUCGCUAAUGAAGUGUUCAGCGGGACCAAGCUUUUUGUCUCUGACAACAAAAAUACGUCCUCUCGAGACGUGGACAACUUCUUCAACUUCGCUGACAUGCAGAUGGGCUUGUGAACAAUUAAUUAUCCAAACCAAGUGCUCGUCAGACAUUUAAUCUGAUCUUCUAACCCCCCCCUGCCGUCCAGCUCGGGUUGAGUAUGAGUAGAGUUUGAUUAUUGCCUGUUUUUGUCCUAAAAAUUGGAUAGCAAUGAAAAAUAUUAAGGACUGUGUUUGACAAAGCCUGGGAUAAAUCAAUUCAUCUCCCCAUCAUCCACCAACAUCAGCUGUAAACCACUUAAUACCCAUUAGUUGCUGAGAGUGCUGUGAAUAUUUAUAUUUCUAUGAAUGUAUUCUGUUGCUUUCUAUCGAUUGUGAAUGUAGCUCUUUGCUGUAAAUGUAAUUCAUCUUAAUUUAAAGCUUUGUUUUUCUUUACUGUCUGAAACCGCUGCUGCUGUGGGAAAACCAACAGCACACGAAUGCCUGAGGGAAAAUAUUUUAUACAUAUUAAAUCAUAUUUUUAUUUCUUACAAGGAUUUAUUUGUGUAUGUGGAUUAGAUAAAGGAUGUGUUUUGAAAUGUGUAUAUUUGAGACAUGCUGUGUAGAUGAUAAGUACAUCUUUACUGAUAUCUGUUAGGCCAAAGUUGUGAACGUUUGUGUUUUGCUGUUGGUGCAGAUGAAUCAGUGUGUUUCCACUGAAUCGUGUGAACACUUGUAAAAUUGCUGGGUUUUUGAUGUAGGCAACUCAUGUGACCAUCAUUUUUAUUUUGUAAUAUUUGUUUUAUACUGAAUGUUUUUGUAUAGACACAAAUUAAUGUUCUUUAUCAUCAUUUUUAGUAAAAAAUUAUAUGUGACUUUAUUUUCUUGUGAUGCUUUUAACACCUGUGCUGUUGGGAAAACAGCAUGUUACAGUCGUACUGGUUAUAGGGAGACAAACUUGAGCAGAUGUAGAUAAAAACAGUCUAUUUUAGAACUGCAGUGAUUAAUCGAUUAGUCAGUCAAUAAAAUUAAUUGGCAACUUUUUUGGUAAUUGAAUAAAAGUUUAAGCACUUUUUUUAAGCAAAAAAGCCAAACAUUUUCUGCUUUGUGCUUCAUAAAUGUGAGAAUUUGAUGCUUUUCUUUGUCGUAAGUGAUAAUAAACUGAAUAGUUUUGGGAUUUUGGACUGUUGGUCCGAUAUUUAAGGAGGUCACCUUGGUGGCAUGCUUCACUAUUUUCUAACAUUUUAUUGACAAAUGAUUAAUCGAGACAAUAAUGGGCAGAUAAACUGAUAAUCUUUAGUAGCAGUCCCGGUCUGUAAUGAUCAUCAAACCCACUUGGUUUUAAGGUUGUCCUUGUUUCCCCUCUGUAACCUGAUCAACUUCUUUUUUUCAUAGAGUUCCCUAAAUUCUUGAGCUAUUUGAAUUUUUUGAACAAGCUGUAAAUAUAAAUACUCGUCUGACUGCUUGGGGUUUUUUUGUAUGUGCGUGUUAAUCUGGUAGAAAGUACCGAACAUCUCUCGAUCACUCGUCACAUUAGUGAAUCACUUUCCCUAGGUGUUGCUAUAGAAGCACGUUGCCUAAAUAUUGAGACUAGUUUCAUUUUUCGAAUGGAAAAAAAAAUGACUCACUGCAGCGUUUCUCUGUAGCAGAGUGAAUCAUGGGUUUUUCUUAACACUGUGCUGUCUUCCUCAGUGAGUCACAGUUAGCAGUUUUCACUUCAGCUAUUUGACUUCCACCUAGUUAAAACAGCACUUUUAUCAUUUGGUUUGGUAUCGAUUGUUCCCAGUCAAUGGCUAACCGCUCGACUUCACUCAGUCUGUGUUGGGACCUAUCAAUUAUUAAUUAAUCAGUGAUAAUAAGAUGCGUACACGCAGCACUUUUAGUUAAAGGGACACUUCAACCACAAAUUAAAAGUACAUAUUUUCCUUUAACCUGUAGUGCUUUUUAUUAAUCUAGAUUGUUGUGGUGUGAUUUGCCGAGUGUUGGAGAUAUCAGCCAUAGCGAUGCCUGCCUUCUCUCCAAUAUAAUGGAACUAGAUGGCACUCAGUUUGUGGUGCUCAAAGCGCCAAAAAAAUACAUUUGAAAACAACAGCGAUGUCUCUUUCCAAUAGUCAUGACCUGGUUACUCAAGAUAAUCCACAGACCUUGUUGUGAGCAGUUUCAUAUAGGAACUAUUGUCUUUCUACUGAGCUACACCUGCCAACUGUAUCACUGCGCAGAAGGAAGGAUGCAUCUACUGCUAGCUCACCUAGCACCACUGAGCUAGCUAACAUUACAGCUCAACCGAGGAGGACGCCAUUAAUUUUUACAUCUCGCACUGUCAUGAGCACAAGGUUCUCCAUGAGGAGAUGUACACUUCCUUCUGCACGGUGAUACAGUUGGUGGGUGUGGUAGAAAGAAAAUAGUUCCUACAUGAAACUGCUCACAACAAGGUAUGUAGAUUGUCCCAAGUAACCAGGUCAUACUUUAUGGAAAAAGACAUGGCAGUGGAAUUUGUCAAAUGUAAAGGCAAAGGCACUUUGAGCAUCUUUGAGAGAAGAUAAAUAACACUACAAGUACAAGGAAAAAACUGUAUCUUUGAUUUUGGGGGUGAACUGUCCCUUUGAAGCUAACUUUAGCCUGAUAUAUCAGACUGGUUUGUACAGCUGCCUUUAAGAAAACCAUACAUAGGGACUUCUUGCGAUGUACUUUUGUAUUUGUAAACCUUUUGUACUUGAGCACACAGUUUUUGUAGAGCAGUUUGUCUUUAUGAAUGCACAUUUGUCUGUAAUCUGUUGUUUCUACACUUAAAAUGACACCUUGUCUUUUUUAAAUGACAGAAACACAUUAAAAGCUGUAGAAUAUCUGAAAUCA